AUGGCGACGGGCGGCAUCGCCUUACUGCUGUCUCCCCAGAACCAGCCACACACGUUCCGGGGCCUGCAGACGAUCGGGAGCAUCGUCUACGUCUUCGACCUGUGCAUGUUCAGCCUCGUGGUGGCUGGAAUCGCCUACCGCUUUAGCAAAUGGCCGCACGCGUUGAUUUCCAGCUUGGUGCACCCGACGGAAUCGCUGUACUUUGGCACGGCGUUCCUGGCGCUGGCCAGCAUCAUCACCUGCAUGGCGCACUAUGGCAUCCCCAAGUGUGGCUACUGGCUGGUGAUUGUGUACCGCGUGCUCUUCUGGCUCUACCUGGGCGUGACGUUCGUGGUGGCCGUGGGGGCGUAUUCGAUGCUGUUCACGAACCCGCGGCUCAAAAUCCAAGACAUGACGCCUGCAUGGGACCUGCCCAUGUUCCCCUUCAUGCUCAGUGGCACCAUUGCCAGCAGCGGGAUCGCAUACCAGCCACGCGAGGCGGCGAUGCCGAUGCUCUUCGCGGGCCUCACGGCGCAAGGGCUCGGUAUGCUGGUGUCGUGCUUCAUGUACGCCAGUUACACGCGGCGCAUGAUCCAAUACGGCCUCCCAUCGCCCGACUCCCGGCCCGGCAUGUUCAUCGCCGUGGGGCCCCCGAGCUUCACCACGCUGGCCAUAAUCGGGCUCGCCGAAAACUGGCCCGGAGGCUACGACUACUUCGGCCCGGACGCCAUCACGGCCCAGGUGGUGCGCGUGCUGGCGCUCAUGACGGGCGUCUUCAUCUGGAGCCUGUCCCUCUGGUUCUUUGCCCUGAGUGUCGUCAGCUGUCUGGCCGUGUACAGGUCGUUUCGCUUCCGCAUGAACUGGUGGGCCUUUGUCUUCCCCAAUGUCGGCUUCACCCUCGCCACCAUCAGCAUCGGCAAGGCCCUGAAAAGCGAGGCUGUCAUGUGGGUCGGCUCCGCCAUGACCAUCUGCUUGGUCGUCGUCUAUAUAUACGUCCUGUCCAACUUUGUCCGUGCCAUCUUCCGGAAGCAUGUGCUGUUCCCCGGCAAGGAUGAGGACAAUUACCGGCGGGAAAAGAUGGGCAAGGCCGAGGUUACAGCGGAGGACGUCGAGCACCGCCCUCGCAAUGGAAAGGGUAGUUGA
Messenger RNA from Capronia epimyces CBS 606.96, 1122 nucleotides. RefSeq lists its product as uncharacterized. The record is from RefSeq and is a predicted model, not a curated record. Gene Ontology annotation, molecular function: malate transmembrane transporter activity. The coding region runs from base 1 to 1122 and encodes 373 amino acids. Gene Ontology annotation, cellular component: membrane. NCBI's taxonomy places the organism in Eukaryota, Fungi, Ascomycota, Eurotiomycetes, Chaetothyriales, Herpotrichiellaceae. Gene Ontology annotation, biological process: malate transmembrane transport. The transcript has a single exon.